This is a messenger RNA of Zygosaccharomyces rouxii, 669 nucleotides long. It is a transcript of the gene LRP1, whose product is annotated as Lrp1p. Lineage: Eukaryota; Fungi; Ascomycota; Saccharomycetes; Saccharomycetales; Saccharomycetaceae. The transcript has a single exon. Bases 1 to 669 code for a protein of 222 amino acids. The record is from RefSeq and is a predicted model, not a curated record.
AUGGAGGAUAUCAAUAAAUUCAAGCCUUAUAUUGCACAUCUGGAUCGUCAGCUGCAAGAUUUAAGACCUCUGCUAGAGAGUCUCAAUGCCAAGAGUCUCGAUGAACAGUUAUUACUGUUGAGCGAUGAAAGACAGAGGUUAGAUUUGACCAAUACAUACGCCUAUUUGCUCAGUUCAUUGAUGUUUGCCCAUAUGAAAGUGCUGAACUGCAGAGAUAUGUCGUCAGUGAUGGGAGAGUUGGCUAGAGUUAAGAGGUACAUGGAUAGUGCUAAGCAAUUGGAUUCCAGUGAAGAACAAAAGGAACAGAAUAAACAUGAGGAACAAAAUCGUGCCAAGCAAGUGAUCAACAGAGCAUUAACACCAUCGAUAUCACAGGCUAACUUCCAAGGCAAGCAUACAAAAUUUGAAUCAAAGGACGAUACGAACUCCUCUGAUGAUGAUGGUAGCAAGGAUAAAGAGGAUAAAGUAGAUGUCAGUACUAAGAAGAAGAAUUUGCCAGGCAGGACCAAGGGUAAAUCUGAAACUGUUCCAUCUAAGUCAAAGAAUCAACAUGGCAAAUCUACCAAGGGCUCAGGUGCUUCAUCCACAAAGACAGGUAAAUCGAAUAGAGUCUCUAAGCCUUCCACAUCUUCAAAACCAAAGGGCAAAGUCAACAAGUCGAAUCGAUAG